UCCUGGGACGCCGCACACUCUACAGAUGCUUCACUGUGCAGUGGGCUGUGGGCUGACGUCGCUCUUCCGCACUCCCGGGAUUGCAGCGGUCGCCGCCAUGAGCACCGGCACCUUCGUCCAGUUGGAGCCGCUCAACUACCGCGGCGGGGUCCGUGUGGAGCCGGUGGACAGCUGCGGCACGGAGAAGGCGUUCGAGCCGGCCACCGGCCGAGUGAUAGCUACAUUACGGUGUUCAGGAGAGAGGGAAGUAAGUUUGGCUGUUAAAAAUGCAAAGGCUGCCUUUAAAGUCUGGAGUAAGAAAUCUGGCAUGGAGCGCUGCGAAGUCCUUUUAGAGGCUGCCCGGAUGAUAAAGGAGCAGAAGAAUGCAAUUGCCACCAUUGAGACAAUCAACAAUGGAAAGUCCAUAUUUGAGGCCCGCCUGGAUGUUGACACUUCCUGGCAGUGCCUGGAAUACUAUGCAGGACUGGCUGCAUCCAUGGCAGGAGAGCAUGUCCAACUCCCAGGAGGGUCCUUUGGCUACACCAGAAGAGAGCCACUUGGGGUGUGUGUGGGGAUAGGAGCAUGGAACUACCCUUUCCAGAUUGCCUGUUGGAAGUCUGCUCCUGCUUUGGCAUGUGGUAAUGCCAUGAUCUUUAAGCCUUCUCCCUUCACACCUGUGUCUGCUUUGCUCCUGGCUGAGAUCUACACCAAAGCUGGCAUGCCUCCUGGGCUCUUCAAUGUGGUGCAGGGUGGGGCUGCUACAGGCCAGUUUCUGUGUCAGCAUCCUGAUGUGGCCAAAGUCUCCUUUACUGGAAGUGUGCCUACUGGCAUGAAGAUCAUGGAGAUGUCAGCUAAAGGAAUCAAACCUGUCACUUUGGAGCUUGGAGGCAAAUCUCCUCUUAUCAUCUUCUCAGACUGUGACCUAAAGAAUGCUGUGAAGGGGGCGUUGUUGGCCAACUUCCUCUCACAAGGCCAGGUUUGCUGUAAUGGCACCAGAGUGUUUGUGCAAAAGGAAAUUAUUGAUAAAUUUACGGAAGAAGUUGUGAAACAGACUGAAAAGAUAAAGAUCGGAGACCCCCUUCUAGAAGACACUAGGAUGGGGCCACUCAUCAAUAGUCCGCAUCUGGAACGGGUCUCUGGGUUUAUAAAGUUAGCAAAGGAGCAGGGUGCUACUGUGCUGUAUGGUGGAGAUGUGUAUGUUCCGACGGAUCCUAAAUUAAAAUUUGGAUAUUACAUGACACCUUGCAUUUUAACUAAUUGCAGAGAUGACAUGACCUGUGUGAAAGAAGAGAUCUUUGGACCAGUUAUGUCCAUUUUAUCGUUUGAAACUGAAGCUGAGGUUCUGGCACGGGCCAAUGAUACCAGUUUUGGACUAGCAGCUGGUGUCUUUACCAGUGACAUCCAGCGGGCUCACAGGGUGGCAGCUGAGCUUCAGGUAGGAACGUGCUACAUUAACAACUACAAUGUCAGUCCAGUGGAGUUGCCUUUUGGUGGAUAUAAGAAGUCAGGAUUUGGCAGAGAGAAUGGCCGAGUGACAAUUGAGUACUACACACAGCUAAAGACGGUGUAUGUGGAGAUGGGUGACGUGGAAUCGCCUUUCGAAAGCUAGUGAAGCCUGUCUGCAGGGCCAGGCUGUGGAAUGAACUGGCUGCCUUGACAGCAGUAUGACUGAUUAGCUGCUUACAUCCAUGCUUUGGGUCACUCAGGAUGAGGGAAUGGGUCAGUAUUGUCUUCCAUCUUGCAGUCCCCCUUCUCAGCUGAAAAUGUGCACAAGUGCCUUCCAGACACAGUAGCCAGGGAACUUGUUCUUCCUGAAAGUCCCCAUGAUCUUUACACAAACCCCAGCAAGACACUAUUCAAAACAGCCAGGCCACAGCUCUGCUCGAACACAUCUGUCCCACCAACAAUGGCAACUUGCUCUAAAGAUGCCUUCUUGGGUUCCCGAUGAAUCAGUAGACAUAUUUUCUUUGUUCAUUGACCGAUAAAAAUUUCUUAAAGUUCGUUUUCCCCUGA
Phodopus roborovskii (desert hamster) is the source of this 1992-nucleotide messenger RNA. It is a transcript of the gene Aldh9a1, whose product is annotated as aldehyde dehydrogenase 9 family member A1. The transcript has 11 exons. Gene Ontology annotation, molecular function: aminobutyraldehyde dehydrogenase (NAD+) activity; 4-trimethylammoniobutyraldehyde dehydrogenase (NAD+) activity. NCBI's taxonomy places the organism in Eukaryota, Metazoa, Chordata, Mammalia, Rodentia, Cricetidae. Bases 26 to 1588 code for a protein of 520 amino acids. The record is from RefSeq and is a predicted model, not a curated record.